Eremothecium sinecaudum is the source of this 1902-nucleotide messenger RNA. It is a transcript of the gene TRS85, whose product is annotated as Trs85p. Bases 1 to 1902 code for a protein of 633 amino acids. Gene Ontology annotation, cellular component: TRAPPIII protein complex; cytoplasmic vesicle; phagophore assembly site. Gene Ontology annotation, biological process: protein localization to phagophore assembly site; endoplasmic reticulum to Golgi vesicle-mediated transport. The transcript has a single exon. The record is from RefSeq and is a predicted model, not a curated record. NCBI's taxonomy places the organism in Eukaryota, Fungi, Ascomycota, Saccharomycetes, Saccharomycetales, Saccharomycetaceae.
AUGACUUACAAUACUCUUUCUUACCAGGAAUACAUGAAUCUGCUGCACUACCCCGAACGCUGGGGAGGCUCUGUUCCUCGAGAUAUAUCCAGAAAGGUUAUUUGUAAUGCGUUGUCACCAUCCAUAAGUGUCCAAAGUACCCCAACUCUAGACGCGCAUUUGAAGGAGGCGCUUGAUAUCGAUUCAAUGUAUAACUUGAUAAGAUGCUUUGGUGAUUAUAUUCAAGAUCGAGAUCAACUAGAUGAUAAGUCGAGUGAAAAGCUACAGCAUAAUUUUGGAAAACAGAGGCAUAAUUCGCUGCUCCUGAGAAGCUCUUCUCUGUAUAUCCGGUUCCUCAAGUCCCCGGAGGAGAUAUUAGAGCCUGGGAGCAGGAAUGUAAUGGAUCUACAAAAUCUUGAGGAUUACUUGAAGGUGUACUUGAAAAAGAUUGAAAAAAUAUCCACGAAUGAUUCCCCCAGUCAACUGAUAAAGCAUUCAAUAUUCCAUAAUUUUCUGACUUUAUUAUCAUCAUCUGCACCCUCUCCAUAUAACGCUUUCAAUCAUCCAAUUUUAAAUAUAAUGGCACUUGAUGUUACUAAAGGCGAAACCUAUGACGUAGCGCGAGAGCUGUUGGUGGAUUUCAAGAACCUUCCAAAUAGCAUAAAAAAAUUCCCCCCUUACAUUAAUACUAGUGAUAUUUUACCGGUAUUUGUAUUGUGUUUUGAUCAAUCUGUCCCGGAACAGUGGGAGGCUGUUCAGUCGUUGAUGAAAUCAAUCAAGAAACACCUAUUUGUGGAGAGUGUCCCGCUGCCAUUGUUCACUCAGUUCGAUGAUAAAAAAAUAGUCCUGCAUUCACCCAUAGCCAGUUCUAGACAAACAGAAGAAUACGAUAAUUUAUAUCCAAGUGGCCUAACGUUUUCAGCAGAACUGGUAAAAGUAAUAUAUGACACCAUAAACUCACUUGUCGAGGAUUUGAUGAUACCGUUUAUGCAGCGGAAGAUAUCCUUCUGGACUGAAACUAUAUUACAACCAAGGAAGUCCAUUUUUCAUGGCAAUAAAUUUCUGAAAAGGUUUAUGUCAAAAUCAGGGAGCGUACCUAACGUUGCAGCACCGGUAUCACCGGAGGGCUAUUUUUUGGUAUCAUCAAAUGAGUUCUUAAUGCGUAAAAUGGCUGAUUGGUGUUUCAUGUUAGCAGAUUACAAAACAUCGUACUCUAUUUAUGAAAUGUUGAUCAAAGAUUUUGAGGGCUAUCCAUUUUAUAUUUUAUCUUGCCAAGAUUUUGCAGCACUAUCAUUAUUAAUGGGCGCCCACACGAUCGUCACGGCAAAAAUGAUUAAGCAUGACAUUGAUCCUCUGAUUAUGAGUUAUUUGGACACAUACGUAGAGGGUCAUGAACCACUAGAGUUUGUAAGGUGUAUGCUGUACAUGACAGAACUUUUCCUGUCGCUGAGUGACACUUGGGUCUCGUCACCAUACGCCAUCAAAUAUUUAGAGGUUCUAUUACAAGGAGACAGGCUAAAGUCAACUCCAUUAUCCAGAACGUUAAUAUGGGAGCGCAUAAGUUUUGCUUAUGGAUUACGUAUAGACCCCCGUAUCCAUUUAGAGGAAGAAUCUGCCACGGAAAGUGAUCAACCUGGUGACAUUGAAGAAUACCCUAACCCUGAAAAACUUCAGUAUAGUAGCCUACAAAACCAAGGUUAUACAAGGUUUAGAAAACAAGCGGUUUUUCAACUUCUGGUAGCGAAGAAAUGGCUUCAAAAUGGCCAGGUCAGGCAAAGUGCAUGGGCCUUAAAAGGUUGCAAUAAAGCAUAUCAGAAUUUGGCAUUUGCAAAUCAAGAUGGAACAUUGUUGACGAAAUUGAUAGAUGCAAUAGUUGAUGAUGAAAAAAAUGGCGACCGUGGAGUACAUACAGCUGAUGUUUAA